Molecule: messenger RNA, 1792 nt
Organism: Schizophyllum commune H4-8
Lineage: Eukaryota; Fungi; Basidiomycota; Agaricomycetes; Agaricales; Schizophyllaceae
Exons: 5
Coding region: 38-1387 (449 amino acids)
Source: RefSeq, a predicted model, not a curated record
UUUGCCUCCCGCAUUCAAUGAACUCCAGCGCACCCGCAUGGUCUCCAAAAGCGCCACGACCAUCCAGGCGCUGGACGCUUUCAUUGAGCAGCAACGGCAGGCCCUCGCCCGCACCCAGUCCGACCUAGGACGUCUUCGCUCCUUGCAACAAGAGACGGCGGCGCGGCCAGAGAGCUCGCUCCGGAAUUUCUCCAAGCUUACCGACGGCGGUUUCGGCCUUGCGAGCGUCGCAGAGUGCUUGGUGGACGUACCGAAGGAGAUCGACUGGUCGCUCUACGACUCACACGACGCGAGCGCGCUCCAACAGCUCACCGCCAAGACCAAGGAAGCGCAAGCCGCACGACGGGCACCCACAAAGACGCAAACCUCCCCCCUAUCCAGCCUCCAGCAGCUCGUCAAAGAUGCCCGCACCCGCAUCGUCGAUCCCGUCUUCGCCAUGUACCCCGAUCUCGCCACCCUGUCGGAGCCACCGCCGGCCGAACCUCCCAAGCCGCCAGACGCCGCCACACUCAAGAAGCAGCGCGAGCACGAUAAGCUGCGCGAUAUGCGCACCCGCCGACUCGUCUGCGACCCGCCCGCUGCCAACGCCAACGGGCAGGAGCCGGGCGUAUUCGUCCGCCGCGACGCCGAUGACGAAAGCAUGGAUGUCGACGUCGCCGACGACGCCCUCGCUCGACAUCCCACCCCACGACUGGAUCCAGACUCGUCCACUGCAUCAGCGGCAUCGCCGUCGAGCGCCGGCCUUCCCACUCCACCACCACCUUCAGCAUCCGGUUUCAAGAUCAUUAUACCCAAGGGUGCCGCUCGCCAAUUACCGCCUGAGACACUGGAUGCACCUAUACGCUCCCGCCGACAACGCAAAGAUACGCUGAGAAUGUCCGCGCUCAUUCAGGACCAGCCCGAUCCUGAACCACCUCCGGCUUCCUGCCUUGGAAAGCGCACGCGGCAGCGCAGCAGUCCCUCGCCGCGAGUCGUCAUUCCUACUACAUCUGCAUCUGCAUCCUUCCCGACCCCCACAUCCAUUGCCACUCCUGCAUCCCUCGCCGCUUCCGCUUCUCUUGCGACACCCUCCUCCCCUUGUGCCUCCACCUCUCAGCUUGACACGCCGAUCGAACCGCCAACCGACACUUCGCCGAAGAAGAAAGGUCGCCCAAAGUCCUCCACAUACAAGGUACCCUGGACGGACGAGGAGCAGCGCCUGCUCGAGCGUCUAUUGCAGGAAAUUCCGGAGGGCGAGAGUUUCCGAUGGCAGAAGAUCUCGCGCGCGAUGGGCGGGAAGCGAACACCGCGGCAGGUCUCGAGUCGCGUGCAGAAAUACUUCGAGAAGCUGAAGGCGUUCGGCGUGGGCGACGUGGGGGAGGAGGACGAGGCGAUUGAUGUGGAUUGAGGGUGGCGAGGGAUGGGCGCGAGUCUGUUCAUGCAGUCGACUGAGGAUGGGGGAAUGAGGCUGGGAUGAUGAUGAUGAUUGAGGCCAGGAGGCGGAUGUGCCGAGAUGGGUGGCGAGAGGGCGAGAUGCUCGCGAGGGAUAACGGACAAUCUUGGUGUACGGGCAUUGGCGGUGUACGGUGCUCAUGGCUUUUUUGACUCAGCGGUCGCCCAGAAUGUACUACGGGCGGCGCUUUAGGCGCACCCUGGGGUGGUGCGCAGACGCACCUCUUGGUGGUGCACCGACGCUCCUCGAAGUGGUGCACAGACGCACUUCAGGGCGUCUCAUACGCAACUAACUUAUGCGAAUAUUGACUAAUUGUGUACUUUACGCUACCAUGAUAGAUGUUCGGUCGGUCUCGAUGGA